AUGGCUUCUCGUCCACCGUCAAUAUCAUUUACCAAGGAAGCAACUAAUUAUGCACGACUUUGUCGACUCCUGAUUGGAGUGGGCUCCCAGGUAUUACGAGAGAAAUUCAAUAGCAUCCAUGACCCUGCAAAUCUCCAUGUUAUACUUCACAGUUGUAUGCCUAACCUGGAGUCUCUAAGAUCCAGAAGGAUCCUUAGCCAAGCACAGUGGGACUCCAUGAACCCAGCCGUACACGAAACGGUUUCAUCUGAGAAUUUUGACAUCUCUACCUUGUGCGUGCUCUUGAUAAACAUCUGUAACCUACCACCUCCAGCAACAGGUUGGAGACGCCUUCCAGCUCCAACGGAUUACUCUCUUGGGGCAGACAUUAUAAGAAUGAGACAUUUCAGAAAUUCCUUGUAUGCGCAUGUCACGAAGGCCUCCAUUGAUGAAACCAGCUUCAACAGCUAUUGGAGUGACAUUCGAGAGGUGCUAGUGAGAUUAGGAGGGGCGAGGUAUGACGAUGUGAUAAGAAAAAUGAAAACUGAGUGCAUGGAUCCUGAUACUGAAAAAGGUUACAAAAGCCUUUUAGACCAUGUAGUGUCUCUAGGAGGUAUCCCAGGUAUACCGUCGUCGCCGGGUGGUUUACCACGAAAUCUUCCGUAUUUAACCGCACACUUUGUUGGAAGAGACGUGGACGUAAAUGAAAUCUUGACGAAACUGCAGACCUUUCGUAUGGUUGUUCUUCUUUCCAUCCCGGGAAUGGGUAAGACUGAAGUGGGAAUCCGUGUAAGUCACUUGUUAAAGCAAAGGGGAGACCAGUUUGUAACGCAUAUUCGAGUAGAAAGUCAUCAUCAGAAGCUCGAAGACAUCUGCAGUGAGAUUCUUGAUCGACUGAGUAGUCGCACCUUUUCGGAAACUGCUAAUUUUAAGUCUCUUGCGAAGCGUAAACUAUCGGAGCGAAAUAUCCCAACUGUCAUUGUACUAGACAAUACAGAGAAUAUACAGGGCGAGGAAUUUGAUGAAUUCGCUCAAUGGCUUGUGAAAUCUGCCCCGAAUGUAAAGCUGGUAGUCACUACUCGAAGACAUGUUGGAUUCGUGUCGCCAGACGUUUGUAAGUUCCCUCUCGCACCUUUGGAUCCCGACUCGUCUGCUAAACUACUUCGGAGUCUUGUUGAUGACUGUAGCGAGGAACACUCCAAGGAACUUGCUAAAUUAUGUGGUGGGAUACCACUCCUGCUUGUGACCUGUUCUGACUUGCUGAACAAUGGUUUUAGUCGCGAGCUAUUAAUCCAACAGCUCGUGAAUAAUGCCAUAAAACUUUUCAGGAUCAGUGCGAAAGAUGUUUAUAACACGCUGGAAGUAUUUUUUGACAAUUUUUCCGAUGAGGUAAAAGAAAAUCUUGUUCUUUUUUCUGUUUUCCCAUCGGAGUUCACAGCUCAAGACAUUCAGUUUCUUUUUGAAGAUCCUUUACUCUGUGAAAAUGUGAAGACCAGGAUGGUCAAGUAUGCUCUUCUUCAGAGGGACGCCGAUGGAAAGAUGAGGAUGCAUCCUUUGGUCCAAGCCUACUUCCGGACGGAGAAUGAAUCACUAGGCAAGGGUGACCUGUGGCGCGCCACUCAGCGUAAAUUUAACCAUCAUUACCUUGAUCAGCUGAGAGUCUUGGGCAAAGAUUUUAUUAGCAAAGAUUCAGCUUUGGUUGCGAUCCGUAAGUUUCGACUGCGGAAAGCGAACGUCAUGGAAGCGCUGAAGAAUUGUCUCGAAGACUCUAGCGAUUUAGAUGACAAAAAUUUCGUUUUAGACGUCGUCAACAGUACAGAAGUGCUGGAUUUUGUGGCAAAAGUCCUAACACCCCCUAAAGAGUGCACACUGCUGUACCAGAAAUGCUGUGAUAUUGCUGAAGCGUCUGGCGAUAAGAAGAGGCAUGCAGAGAGCUUGAAUUCACUGGGAUUCCGUCGUCUCUGUGACGUGUCUCACAGCAAAGACAGCCCAGAAGAAAACCAAGUCACGCUUGCAAAGUUUCAGGAAGCAUAUGAAAUGCGCAGGACACUACCAGAAGAAGAAAAAGAGUCCCAAACGCAUGCGCACACAGCCAGUAAGCUUGGAGUAUGUUUUGUAUUGCAGGGAGAAGAAAAAAAAGGACGAGAGCUCAUACGGGAAGGGAUUUCAAUAAGAAAUUCUUUAAGUAACUGUUUGUAUGUUGCUGCUGGAUACUGUGACCUUGGAAUUUCUUAUCGACUGAGUGGUGAUCAUCAAAAAGCAAUCGCUAUAUGGAAAGAGAACACCAUUUCUGUUUACGAAGAGCAACUUGGUGACCACCCCUGGACAGCUUCAAUUUUGUCCUACAUCGCUGACUCGUACAAGUCCCUUGCGGCUAAAGGCUAUGAGCGAGAUUACAUCGACCAGGCAGAGAGGUACUUCAGGAAGGCUCAAGAGCUACGAAAGAGGCUGUUGGGUCAUCAUCAGGAUACAGCUCGUUCGGGCGUUCAGCUUAGCGAUAUCUUAGUCCUUCAAGGACGAUUCGAUGAGGCUUUGGAGGAGCUCGAAGAGGCCUUAGUAAUUCAAAAGGAUAUUCUGGGCCCCGACCACAAGAUCACAAAGAAUACUGUGAGCAAAAGGAGUGAUGUGAUGGGCAAACGAGGAUCAAAUCCUCGUUAAUUGCAUAUCUUCAAAACCGAAACUCGAGGUAAACUUCUUGGGUCUUGAUGAACAGACUGAAGCAUGUAUACAAAACUUAGGCCAACCAGUAUCUCAUCAGUGUUGCAAGGAGAUCUUCUAAAUUCAUUGGCACAAUGUAAAAAUCAAGUUUUUCCUUCUUUUAUCAUCGUUACGUACGAUUUUUAUAGUUUGGUUCAUCCUUAUCGUCUGUAUUGUGUUUCGGUUUUGUGUUUCGGUAUUGACAUGCCACAAAAUUAAAGCGUAUUGUUACACUUCAAAAGAAAAUUACUUCAGUCGUUGCUAAAAAGCCUUUCAAUGCCCAUACUAAACCCAUAAGGAUUGAAAAUUAUUGCAUUUUCCGACUAUUCAUUUGUUUCAAAUUGAGAAGUUUAUGGAGCACAAUUCAGGGAGUAAUCGUGCAAAUAAUUAAACAUAGUUAAACCUGAGCCCGGUUGUACGAAGUCCGAUUAGAUUAACCCAUGGUUAAAUUUUACUCCGUGUUUCUUUAUUCACUUUUUUCAGAUAAUUCCCUUUCUUCUUAUUUGGGCAUUCAAUCAUUAAAUUGUAUACAAGAGGAAUAAUACUGAAUUUUCUUUUACAGCUUUUAGAUCUGAAAGCAGAUUUCACACUAACCCUGGGUUACCUUAACACAACCUGGCCCUGAUUUGUAGGACUGAUUGCCAGACGAGCUAAACUCGGCCAUGAAAUAUUUAAUGUCAGGACAGACGUCUAGCUAAAGUUAAUUUCAUCCAUUUUUCUUGUCUUCAAACUGAACCUGAGCAACCUACUUCCGAUAGAUUUUUCCUUGAUUUUCAUUGGCUUCGAUAUGUGUGAGAUUUGAAUUUCAUGGCUAGUUAACAACUAUUCAGAUGGAGGUGGCUAAUGGUGGAUUUUAUCACCAUCGUUAGACAUCGACAUUAAAGGUGAAUAGUAGUUUUAGUAUAUAUUAAAACAGUGAGAUACUUAGGCCCAAAAAGAUGAUUUUAACUCUUUUAGUCCUGCAAUGAUUACAAUACUUAUUGGCGCAAAUCCCGUGGCCAUUGCUCGGAGGUGAAUAGCAAAGGAUAUUCGGAGUAUGAGUGGCCAAUCAGAGCGCACCUCCAACGCUUACCACUGUUUUCGUAUAUACCACUAAAAUUUAGUGGCCUAGUUUCCAUUGACUGGUCCAGUGAAAAGGUACGGCUAAUUAGACAGGUAAAAUUGUACAGUUCGGUGACUACCUAGUUAGAAAAAGUGAGAAAUAAACGCUGUUAGGGAUUAAUUAGAUUCGAACACUUUGCUACUGACACAACUUUCUAAGAGGAAGCAGAUUUAGCUUCUCCCAUCCGGGGAAAUACUUUUCUGUCAACAGUGCAUGUUUGUAAGUAGAUUACGAGUAGUCCCUCCUUUUCGGCGAAG
Messenger RNA from Pocillopora verrucosa, 4035 nucleotides. The record is from RefSeq and is a predicted model, not a curated record. Lineage: Eukaryota; Metazoa; Cnidaria; Anthozoa; Scleractinia; Pocilloporidae.